UGGCGGGGCUGUGCGGGCAGCAUGCGGCGGGGCGCGCUCCUGGCCGGUGCCCUGGCUGUCUACGCCGGGUACCUGGCGCUAGGCGCGCUGCUGGUGGCUCAGCUGGAGCGGCCGCACGAAGCCCGGCUGCGGGCGGAGCUGGGGACGCUGCGGGAGCAGCUGCUGCGGCACAGCCCGUGCGUGGCGGCAGCCGCCCUGGACUCCUUCGUGGAGCGGGUGCUGGCGGCGGGACGGCUGGGACGCGCCGUGCUGGCCAACGCCUCGGGAGCAGGCAACGCUUCGGACCCAGCCUGGGACUUCGCCUCGGCGCUCUUCUUCGCCAGCACUCUGGUCACCACCGUGGGCUAUGGCUACACGACCCCACUGACAGAUGCAGGCAAGGCCUUCUCCAUCGCCUUUGCGCUCCUGGGCGUGCCCAUCACCAUGCUCCUUCUGACUGCGUCGGCCCAGCGUCUGUCACUGCUGCUCACCCACGCACCCCUGUCCUGGCUGAGCUUGCGUUGGGGGUGGCACCCCCGGCGGGCAGCCCGCUGGCACCUGGUGGCCCUGCUGGCGGUCAUAGUGGCUGUGUUCUUCCUGGUGCCAGCUGCGGUCUUCGCCUACCUUGAGGAGGCCUGGAGCUUUCUGGAUGCUUUCUACUUCUGCUUCAUCUCCCUGUCCACCAUCGGCCUGGGGGAUUAUGUGCCUGGGGAGACCCCCGGCCAGCCUUACCGGGCCCUCUACAAGGUGCUUGUUACAGCAUACCUCUUCCUGGGCCUGGUUGCCAUGGUGCUGGUGUUGCAGACUUUCCACCAUGUGUCUGACCUCCAUGGCCUCACUGAACUCAUCUUGCUGCCCAAUCCGGACCCUGCCAACCUCAGCCAGGAUGAGGACGACCAGGUGGACAUUCUGGACACCCAGACAGAUCUGCACCAGCACCUCUCGGCUGGCUCCCACGCUAACUACGCCACCAUCCCCAGGUAGCUGGGAAGGUGCUCAGCCUGGACACACCUGGCCUGGGCUUUGGCCCCACGUGACUAGAGUGGGCCAACAGGAAUGCCCAUACACGCUCCUGUCUUUCCCAGCACUCCACUGGGAGGUGAGGUGCUCCGUGCCCGUGUCCUCGGCUCCUCAGGGAGCUACCACAGUCACUUUCUCCUCCUUCCUUUCCUCUCAUUUCUUCUCAUACUCUGGGCACUUGGGCUUUCUGACGUCAUUGGUGGGUGGUGGUUUAAUGCGUUUUGUGGUUGCUGUUUUCUCAUUCUCUUACCGAGUAUCAGUCACCACCUCAGUUGCUGGCUCUGGGCUCUGGGCCUGGACUUCACUCCAGUCACUGUCUUAGGGGCUCUGUCUUGGCCAAAUGAUUUCCGCAUUCUGAACCUUGAUAGCUCAGCUGUCUGAUGUGAAGACUAUUUGAACUCAUCCACAGACCCUCGCUUCUGUCCUGCUCUUCUGUGCCAGGCACAUAGUAUUAGAAGCGGCUUGGGCCCUGUUCUUACGGGCCUCACUGGCCAGCGAGGUUGACUCACCUACUUGUCCCUGGACAGUGACAAGCCUCAAUAGGCACUGGAAGAGGCAGAGUAGUUAGGACUGAGGAACAGCCCUGAAGUGUCCAGGUGGGCUUCCUGGAAGAAGGGACAAGAACGAACCCAAGACCUGCCAGUCAAGAGAAAAGAUUGUCCCUUCUUCUCAGGUGUCUAUGGGUCAUAGUACCUGUAGGAAGAGCCCUGGGAUGGGCCAGCAUCUCCCUCAAUGGCUUAGCAGGCAAGGAACUAAUCUAGGAUAUGAGCCCAGAUCCAAGUAGCAUGAGGGGUGCCGCUUAGCAUAGAUGCUGUGUUGUCUGUUUCCUGGGCACUAACUGAUGGCCCUGGGCUCUGGAGCCAAUCUUCCUGGGGGUACCCUGUGACCAGGCCAUGUCCUGCCCAUGCUUUUGAACAGUCACUCUACCUCUGGACCCUGUGUCUGCUAAAUGGUGACCAUAAUAAUACUUCUCCAAAAGAUGACAUCAGCCAGGUGCAGUAUUACGUGCCUAUAAUCUAUAAGCUGAGGCAGGAGGCUUAAGAGUUCCAGCCCAGAGGGGCUCAGGAGGAGGGAAGAGGGGGAUCUUUGAUUGGUGUGUAAAAUGAAUGAAAAAAAAAUUUCUUAAAAAAAAAAAAAAAAAAGAGUUCCAGCCCAGGCUGGGAUACACAGCAGGAGCCAGGUGAUAAAAAUAAUAUACAUAAUAAAGUAAUAAAAUAAUAAUAAUAAUACAUAUAAACAAAGGAAUGUAGUGCCAGGCUAAAGGGACGUGAGAGCAGGCUGCAGAAGGGCACAUGUCCUCCUGGCUGGGACUUACUGUAUUUAUACUUUUGUAUCACUUAGGAAGGGUUUGGCUGUUGGUAACAACCCCGGACUGGCCUGUCUGAGAUAACCUAAUUGUUACAUUGUACUUGGACAGAGCAUGCCUGGGGAGAGCCGCCGGCCUGAUACCCUCCACAGUUACGGAGGGCUGCUGGCCCUGGGUUCAGCCUUCCUCUCCUGCUUCUCUCCACUGAAGGCUUAGCUCCCAUGUGCGUUCUCCUGGUGUCCACAUGGCUGCCACAGACCCAGGCGUGGAAACCAGACAUGCUCUUUCUAGUGCAAGCAGUAGAAAGUUCAUCCGGCGGACUGAGAGUUUUAAGGAAGGCUAGCUCAUCGUCAGAUCGUGCUAGAAAGUCACACAAGGAAACGAAGUGUGGUGGCACACACCUGUUGUCCUAGCACUGUGGAGGCAGAGGCUGAAGGCUAGAGAAGCUAGCCAGGGCAACUUAAAAACAAAUAACAACAACAUCAAACUCCAAGGGGACCUGGGAGGUUCUCAGUGGUGGAGCAUGUCUAUCCCAGGAGCUGAACGAAACAAUUUACCAUUAUAGCGGCUGGGAAAAUGGCUCAGCCAGGCAGGCACAAAGGCCCGAGUUUAUCCCCAGCACCUACAUAAAAAAUGCUAGAUGUGGUUGUGCAGGACCCUGUAAUUCCAGUGCUGGAGGGGGUGGGUGGGACUAGGGGGUCCUCAGGGCAAAUCAGUUCUCCAGGCUCCAGGUUCUGUGAAAGCUCCAGCAUCCAAAAUCAGGGUAGAAGCUGGGCCCUGUGGCACACCCCUUUAAUCCCAGCACGUGGGAGGCAGAAUCUGGUUCAUCUCUGUGAGUUUGAGGCCAGCCUGGUCUACAGAGUGAGUUCCACAGCAGUUAGAGCUUCAUAGUGAGACCCUGUCUCUACAACACAACUAAAAAAAUAAAAAUAGUGUGGAAAAUUAUUGAGGAAGAAACUGUAUAUUAAACUCUGGCUUCCACAUGCAAACUCAUGCACACACGUUCGGGCGGGCACACACACACACACACACACACACACACACACACACACACACGCGCGCGCACACACACGCGCGCACACACACACACACACAAUGAAAAAUCUGAGCCAGCCAAUCACUCCUGGGGGAAAGCGCUUGCUGAGUAACCCUGACGGUCAGAGUUAGUGCCAUCCUUGGAACCCACAGGGGACGGAGAGAAGCAACUCUCCAAAUUGUAUUCCUCGUUGUAGAAGGUCCUCGGACCUCCACACAGGUACAACUGUGUCAUAGACUCCCAGGCCUCCCUCUGCAUGUCGUCCAUGCGUGAAGUACAUAUUCGUGUUUGCCAUCAUCUGCCACCGUGUAGGGUGCUACAGACUGGGAAGCGGUGAUGGCUGCCGGCUCCGGAGGCAGAGCCCUCUGGGUGAGUUUGAACCCUGAUGUCCCUGUGUUUCAGUUGUGCCUCAGGUCGCUUGUUUGUGAAAUGGGAUUUGUACAGCUCUACCUCAUGGACUUCAACACUCAGCAGUUUAAUCUCUCUAUAUCCCAGAGGACACCGUCUGGGAGUCAUCACAUGCUAACUCUUCCCUCCUUUCUGAAUUCUGCUUCUUAAUAAGGAAGAUCGAUUAAGAUAGAAAUGCUGGGCUGGAGAGAUGGCUCAGAGGUUAAGAGCACUGGCUGUUCUUCCAGAGAUCCUGAGUUCAAUUCCCAGCAACCACAUGGUGGCUCCCAACCAUCUGUAAUGAGAUCUGGUGCCUUCUUCUGGCCUGCAGACAUACAUGCAGGCAGAUCACUGUAUACAUAAUGAAUAAAUAAUGUUUAAAAAAAAGAUAGAAAUGCCUUAAUAACAUGUUCUAUUGUAUUCUUAUUAAAAUUUUUUAUCUAUGUGUGUGUAUGUGUCUAUGUAUAUCACAUGUGUGCAGGUGCCCAUGCGGACUAGACGAGGGGGCCAGAUCCCCUGGACCCGGAGUUACAGACAAUAACUGUGAGUUGCCUGACAUGGGUGUUGGGAAUUAAACUCAGGUCCUCUGGAAGAGCAGGACAUGCUCUUAACCACUGAACCAUCCUGCAAGCUUUCCUCUAACAUGUAGACACAUGCAUACACAUACAUGCACACCAAGUCAAUAAAUAAAUGUAACUACUUUAAAAUUUCAUUAGGUCUGUGGGCUUGCUUCUGCAGAACAGCACUUGCUGGGCAUGCACAGAGUCCUGGGUUCAAUUCUCAGUAUGGCA
Peromyscus maniculatus bairdii (prairie deer mouse) is the source of this 4519-nucleotide messenger RNA. RefSeq names its product potassium two pore domain channel subfamily K member 6 (gene Kcnk6). Gene Ontology annotation, cellular component: plasma membrane. Gene Ontology annotation, biological process: potassium ion transmembrane transport; stabilization of membrane potential. The record is from RefSeq and is a predicted model, not a curated record. Lineage: Eukaryota; Metazoa; Chordata; Mammalia; Rodentia; Cricetidae. Gene Ontology annotation, molecular function: potassium ion leak channel activity; outward rectifier potassium channel activity.